AUGGACCGGGCUGAGGCCAGCCUCGGCGGCCGUCUGGCGCCCGCGGCGACGGAUACUGCGAUUCCAUCCGUCGGAGGUGGCCAGGGCGCCGCCGUGCUGCGCCACGAGGGUGGGGAGGAGGUGGCAGGGAAGCACAGCACGCCGGCAGUGCCGCAAAUCGCGCGCGAAAGCGUCGCAGAGCACCGCCGGAACGACGGGAACGCCGCACCGCGCCCACCGCCGGCGCCCGCGGCGUCAGACCCCGUGUCUUCGCGCGGCCAGAGCCCCAUGGCAGCUGUGAUUGCAGGCGGCGCAGAGCAGAGCCGCCAGCGCUCUGCCGCGCGCGAUCCAGGUGGUGGCGCGGCCCCACACCAUGGCCUUGGCGGGGGCAGCCCGGGCUCGGCGGCGGGGGACGGCGAGGGCGACGAGGGCGGCGACCCGCAGGCCGGCGUGUUCCGCACGCCCUGGGGCUGCCUGCUGUGGGCCGUGGGGCGCUACGACCCGCACAUGUAUCCGAUGAUCGACGGCGAGAUGACGGAGGAAGUGCGCGGGCAGCGCAGGGCCGGCCAGGGCAACGCAGAGGGAUACUUGCACGUGGAGGAGCGGACGGACGGCAAGACGGGGCGCGUGGGGUACCGCGGGUACUACAAGGUUCCCAACACGACGGACCGCUCGCUCGACAAGCCCAUCAGCAAGAGCGUGUCGCUGUACGAGUGCGCGUGCGACGUGGACCGCGAGGCGGUGCGCCGGCGCGUGCAGGCGCUCCUGACGCUGCGGCAGGGCGGCCGCGCGGAGGCCCCGGGCAUCCUCGUGCUCGGCAUGGGCGACCAGGUCGGCGUCCCGGUGGUGAUCAACUUCCCGCAGAACCUCGAGCUGUACGUCGCGGAGAUCCAGAAGGAGGUGGCGUCGGGGCAGCUCGCGCCGCUGACGUUCCGGCAGGUCCGGAAGAAGCAGAACCUCGCGGCGCUGGAGGCGCAGAACACGCGCAUGUUGCAGCACCACUCGCCGGACCGACACGCGGCGCUGGCGGAGGGCGGGCGCGCGGCGGGGCGCGGGCGCCGCGUGCCCGUGGAGCACCGCUUCCAGGACGACCGCGCCGCGCGCGCGGGGCUCCGCCGCGGGGCCGCCGGCGCUGCCGCGCUGCGCAUGCCGCCGCCCGAGGCCGCCGUGCGCGAGCUGAAGAUGCCCAAGCCCGGGGACGGGCCGAGCAAGAAGUACCUGCACGUGUGCCCGUCGAUCACGCUGCCUGGGUGGUGGGCGACGACGUGGACGGCGCGGGAGGGCAAGCCGGUGCGGCAGGCCUUCACCACCGUGUCGGAGGAGGGCGCGGGGUUCGCGGCGGACGUGUACAUCGUGCGCGAGGCGCUGACGGACGACGAGACGGGCGAGCUGCUGCCGCUGAACUUCCCGGAGGAGCUGCAGGGCCCGCUGGAGGGGCUGCGGGCGCGCGGGGUGCGGCUGGGCGAGCACAACGAGCGCGCGCUGCAGGGGCCGGAGGGCGUGCAGGAGUGCCGCAUGCGGCGCUGGCGGCGGCUGCUGACCACGUACGACGCGGCGGUCGCGCGCGGCCCGGGCGACCUGCCACUCGAGGAGUCGGAGGCCGCGGCGUCGACGGCGCGGCCGGACAGCAUCGUCGACGAGCGCAUCAACGAGCUGCGCGGGUACGAGUACCUCUUGAAGUGGACGGGCAUGGAGCUGCACCCGGAGCAGUGGCACCCGCACGCGGCGAUCGCGUCGCGCCACCCGGGCCUGCUGCGCACGUGGGAGGCGCGCAAGGUGCACGCGAGCAACGUCCUGCUGCACCGGGACAUCCUCGGGCGGCGCGCGCACAUCUUCGGCGACCCGCGGCCGGUGUACCACGUCGAGAUGGACUCGGAGGACGAGUCGGACCUGGACAUUGCGCCGCCGUCGUCGCGGCGGCGGGCGGCCGCGCCGGAGAACGAGCCGGUGGAGCUCAACGGGCGCACGAUGGAGGGCGUGCGCGUCGCGGAGGGCGGGUUCGAGGCCGAGAUGAAGGACAAGUACGAGAAGACCAACCAGGUGAUCGGGGUGUUCACGACGGCGGAGGAGGCGGCGCGGGCGUACGACACGUACAAGAUGGCCAUGAUCGGCACGCGCACGGCCACGAACUUCUACUACGACGAGGUCCAGGGCGCCGCGCAGUCCCGCAACAAGGACGCCUCGCAGCUGCACCCGUGGUACCGCCAGGCGUGCCUCGUCGCGGCGGGGAAGGAGAAGUCGCCCAAGUCGGCCACGGAGCUCCUGAAGGAGGCGCUCGAGGCCGCCAGGCAGCGCAACUGGCGCCCCGGACCGGGCGUGCCCAACGGCGGCGCGCCGCAGGGUGGCGGCGGUGGGGACGGCGGUGCGCGGGCGGCGGCGCCGAUGCAGCCGUACGAGGCGCUGACGGCGGCGGUGCUGGGGGCGAGCGAGCGGAACGCCAAGCGGCCCGCAGAGGGCGUUCAGGAGGACCUGGAGCGAGCCAAGCGGUCGGCGCUGCACGGCACGCUGCCGGUCGACGCGGGCACGGAGGGCGCGCAGGACGCGCGGCUGGGCGAUACGAGGCCCGCGGCGUGGUGA
Pedinophyceae sp. YPF-701 is the source of this 2556-nucleotide messenger RNA. The record is from the annotation of a GenBank genome assembly. NCBI's taxonomy places the organism in Eukaryota, Viridiplantae, Chlorophyta, Pedinophyceae.